CUUAAAUAGUCUAUUGACAACACCGAGGAAGCUUACAGCGGAGUAAAGAUCAAGAAUGUUAUCUUUGGAGAGGUUUAGCGAUGUCAACGAGUGGCCAGCUGCUGCAGCUGAGGAAAUAUGUGACGAUGCUACAAGAGCUGCCGUCGAGAGCGAGGCAGAGAUCGACCGUAUGAACCGUAGAAUGCUGGGUAUCUACUGGAACCCUCACAUCCUCUUACACAGAAUAGACGUCCCACAGCAACAUGUGUGUAAGGAGGAGGAGGUUGAGCUGCAGCUCUGUCACCAGGAGAGGAAGUCCAGUCUGGACCAGGAGGAGCCAGAGCCUCCACAGAUGAAAGAGGAGCAGGAGGAAGAGCAGCUCAAACCGGAGGAGACUGACACAUCAGCUUUGAAUUUUCACAUUCAUACUCACACAGAAGUCCCACAGCAACAUGUGUGGAAGGAGGAGGAGGAUGAGGUUGAGCUGCAGCUCUGUCACCAGGAGAGGAAGUCCAGUCUGGACCAGGAGGAGCCAGAGCCUCCACAGAUGAAAAGGGAGCAGGAGGAAGAGCAGCUCAAACCGGAGGAGACGGACAUGUUGAUAAUGACUCCUACUCAGGAGGAAAGUGAGCACAGAGAAGAUGGACCACAUGAACACCAGCUCCUUUCUCACAACUCUCAUGUUGCUGAGAAUCAAGAUCCCAAAGAGAACAAGCAGAAAGACUCAGAGAUAACUGGAAAAUCAAAACAAAGACAAGAGCGAGACAGAAAACACACAGAAGAGAGGCUGUUUUCAUGUGAAGUAUGUGGAAAAGGGUUUAAUUAUAAACAGAGUUUGAAACAACACAUGAUGACACACACAGGUGAGAAGCCUUACUCCUGCAGCACCUGUGGAAAAGAAUUUUUUAAGAAAUAUAGUUUGAUUCGGCACAUUCUCACUCACACAGAUGAAAAGCCUUUCUCCUGCAGCACCUGUGGAAAAAGAUUCUGUGAGAAAUGUCAAUUGAAUCUGCACAUUCUUAUUCACACAGGUACAAAGCCACACACCUGUGGUACCUGUGGGGCAUCUUUCACACAGAAAUGUCAUUUGGACCAGCACUUAAAGAUCCAUACAGGUGAAAAACCACAUACCUGCACAAUGUGCAACAAAUCUUUCAGAGAAAAAGGUAAAUUGACAGCCCACAUGAGAACACACACAGGUGAGAAGCCUCACUCCUGCAGCACCUGUGGAAGAAGAUUCUAUGAGAUUUCAGCUUUUAAAAAUCACAUUCUUACUCACACAGGUACAAAGCCACACACCUGUGGUACCUGUGGAAAAUCAUUCACAGUGAAAUCUGGUUUGGAUAGGCACUUAACAAUCCAUACAGGUGAAAAACCACAUACCUGCACAAUGUGCAACAAAUCUUUCAGAAUUAAAGGUAAAUUGACAGCCCACAUGAGAGUACACACAGGUGAGAAGCCUCACUCCUGCAGCACCUGUGGAAAAAGAUUUGGUCAGAAAUCAAAUUUGAAUAUGCACAUUCUUACUCACAUAGGUAUAAAGCCGCACACCUGUGGUACCUGUGGAAGAUCAUUCACACUGAAAUCUAGUUUGGAUAAGCACUUAAAAAUCCAUACAGGUGAAAAACCACAUACCUGCACAAUGUGCAACAAAUCUUUCAGAAAUGAAGGUGAUUUGACAAUCCACAUGAGAAGACACACAGGUGAGAAGCCUUACUCCUGCAGCACAUGCAGGAAAAGUUUCUGUACAAAAUAUGAUUUGACUCUGCACAUUCGUACUCACAGUGGUACAAAGCCAUACACCUGUGGUACCUGUGGAAGAUCAUUCACCAAAAAAAGUUCUUUGGACAACCACUUAAAGAUCCAUGCAGACAAUAAAGGUUAAACUUCCUAAACAUGUGGCAGAUCUCUCAGAAUUGGUGCUGACUUGAUGGUUAAUGAGAGAACUGACACUGCUGAGAAACUGCAUCUGUGAUAUCUGAGAUCUGCUACAAAAGAGACUUUAGCUUCGUUUCCAUCAGGUGGUCAGGUUUGUUUGGGUACAGUUUGUACGGUUCAGUACGCAAAACAACAAAAUGGUUUGCGUUUCCAAGGUUAUGCGUCUCCUCAUUUGAUGGGCAGGCUGCAAAAAAAUGAAAUCUCAUGCAGCGUGAGUCUGCUGGUCCAGCUGAGUUGUAGAAAGGAUGAAUGACAGAAAUCAGUGGGAAUAAGCAGGAAACUGCUUUAUUUCAGUUGAAAGUGCUUUUUAAAGAAAUAACUACAUCUUAAUUAUGUUAACCACAGUGGGUACAGAUCCUCAGCUGAUGGAAAACAUGUAGAAAUAUUUUUAGUCGUAGCGAUACGUUAAUAUGCAAAUAUAUCUGGUCCGUAACAGUUUAUACAACAUAAUAUAAAAGUUUAGAGUUAUGCCAUAAAUAUUCGCCACGUUAAAAAUAAACCAAAGGUUUAAGUCAGAAAUCCUGGGUGUGCUGAUCACAUUUUAAAACAGGCUGCAGCCCAAAGUCUCACGAGUACGUACAAUAGUGACAGACAGAUUUUUUCACAAGUUAUUUAUAUGAAGGAAAUUUCCUAUAUUCCUGAGGAGGUGUAAGAAGCUUGUUAAUGGUUAUAAAAAGCCAUUGGUUUUAGUGAUUUUUCCCAAGGGUGUGCAACCAAAUAUUAAAUUGAGGGUGCUAAU
Cheilinus undulatus (humphead wrasse) is the source of this 2656-nucleotide messenger RNA. RefSeq names its product gastrula zinc finger protein XlCGF57.1-like. The transcript is spliced from 3 exons. NCBI's taxonomy places the organism in Eukaryota, Metazoa, Chordata, Actinopteri, Labriformes, Labridae. Bases 56 to 1864 code for a protein of 602 amino acids. Gene Ontology annotation, molecular function: DNA-binding transcription factor activity; RNA polymerase II cis-regulatory region sequence-specific DNA binding. Gene Ontology annotation, biological process: regulation of transcription by RNA polymerase II. The record is from RefSeq and is a predicted model, not a curated record.